GUGGGUGGAGUGAUUUGAUGUUGGCUGCUGUCUGCCGACGAGGGCAGCGGCAGUCGGUCCUGCGCACGACGUCGUGGCUCCAGGCAUCCAGUCGUGCCCUGUUGUCCUCCGAAGCGACAACGGCCAAGCCUAUGAUCAAGCCAUUGUACUCGAUUGAGAAGCAAAAACAGUUGCUCCAAGUAGUCCAAGCAGUGCACAAAGAAUCAGGUCGACCGAAGGUCAUCUCAAUCAAGACGCUGUUUCGAAUCCCCAGCAGCGACAAGUACCCCCUGGCACUGCAAGGCAUUCGGUUUCCAGUGUCUGAACUACGAAAGGAGAAGCGUGAAGGUCGACUGGAUCCUGACAUUGUGGCCGCGUUGGACGCCAUUGGGUUUGUGUGGAACGCGGACCAGUUCCAGUGGAGCCAAACCCAGUUGGCCUUGACCAAGUACAAGGAACUCCACGGCAACUUGCUCAUUCAAUCCCAUUUCAACGUCCCGAAGGAUGACCCGGUAUGGCCAACGGAGCUCUGGUCCAAGAAACUGGGUGUUGUAGUGGCUCGAAUUCGAGCGCACAAGACUACACUACCCCCAGAGAAGAAGCAGUGGUUGGACAGCACGGGAUUCGUCUGGGACGCUGCUGAACUGCAUUGGAAGUCGAAUCUGGCGGCACUGGAAACGUUCAAGGCCAUCCAUGACCACCUUCUCGUGCCUUCGGAAUUUGUCGUGCCAGCAGACGACCCGCAAUGGCCCGUCGAGAUGUGGGGACUCAAACUUGGGAAAUUGAUCUCCAGGUUGCGAAGUACCACCACUUCGUUGCCCCCCCACAGGCUCGAUGUGCUGAAUUCGCUUGGGUUUGUAUGGCGAGUGAAUGCCCGAGUUGUCCACCGCAGCCCACCUGCCAACUUUUCGCUCAAGGAACAGCAGCACAUAUUGCAAGUCGCUCGAUUUCAACUCUCGCAGCAGCGCCAUACAAAGUUUGUGUACUUGCCGGGUCGAUUCAGAGUCCCCGAUCAAGCCCCGUGGCCCCUGCACUUGCAUAAGGUCAAACCACUCGACGUCUCACUGUUUCGACGAGCAAAGAUACAGGGCAGUUUGGAGCCAUCAAUUGUACAAGCCUUGGACGCCAUGCAUUUUGUAUGGAACGGGUUAGAGCACCAAUGGAGCCUGAAUAUGGAAGCGCUGGGUAUUUACAAAGCCCAGUAUCAAGACUUGCUCAUUCCAGUUGACUUUGUCGUGCCGCAAGAAGAUCCUCAAUGGCCAGUGUACCUGUGGGGGAAGAAGCUGGGGAUGGUCGUGCAUAAUUUGCGAGGUCGUGAGGCCAAACUGAUGCCAGAGCGACGGCAAGCGUUGUAUGCGAUGGGGUUUGAGUGGGAUGCUAACCAAGCCCAGUGGCAAUUGAACUUGGCGGCGCUCAAAACCUUCAAACAAGUAUAUGGACAUGUGAAAAUCCUUCGAGAGUUUGUCGUGCCAUCUGAAGGCGGCUACUGGCCAUCGCGGUUUUGGGGAUUUCGUUUGGGUACCUAUGUCAACUCCCUUCGGAUGCGUGUCGACACAUUACCCAGUGAACAGCGACAUGCAUUAGACGAGAUGGGGUUUGUGUGGAAGCCAUUGGUGGACCAGUGGAACAACCGCAAUCUCUUGGCGUUGAAGACGUAUAAACGUAUCUAUUGCCACAUGAAGAUUCCAAUGAACUUUGUCGUGCCAGACCAAGACCCCAAGUGGCCACCGCAGCUGUGGAACAUGAAGCUGGGGCAAUUGGUAGCCAACAUUCAGGAUCGGCAUCAUGGGUAUCCUGCCAGUCGACUCGACCAGUUGCACCAACUCGGCUUGGUACUGUAGUCGAUGAAUAUGGGGAAUCCAAUGAAAAUUCAGCUCACUAUGAUGUUGCGUUACUAUAACGUUAGUGAUGAAUAAAUGCAUGAAUAGUAAAUACAAGUAGUUUGACGGA
Molecule: messenger RNA, 1929 nt
Organism: Aphanomyces astaci
Lineage: Eukaryota; Oomycota; Saprolegniomycetes; Saprolegniales; Verrucalvaceae
Exons: 1
Coding region: 18-1820 (600 amino acids)
Source: RefSeq, a predicted model, not a curated record